This is a messenger RNA of Lycium barbarum (goji berry), 1349 nucleotides long. RefSeq lists its product as uncharacterized. The coding region runs from base 93 to 1175 and encodes 360 amino acids. Gene Ontology annotation, molecular function: nucleotide binding. The transcript has 3 exons. NCBI's taxonomy places the organism in Eukaryota, Viridiplantae, Streptophyta, Magnoliopsida, Solanales, Solanaceae. The record is from RefSeq and is a predicted model, not a curated record.
AAAGACAUGUUAGUAUUACAUGAGCGUGGAUACCUAUUUCCCCAUAAAUUCCUUAGCUGUACACCGAUCAAACUUCAUUCAAAAAACCAAAAAUGGCAAAUUCCACCGUUCAUUUUGGAAUUUUAGGAUGUGCAGAAAUCGCAAGAAAAGUCUCACGCGCUAUACUCCUUUCACAAACCGCCACGCUCUACGCCGUGGGCAGCCGUUCAGUCGACAAAGCCAAAAAAUUCGCCGCCGAUAACGGUUUUCCGGCUACUGCAAAGGUGUACGGAAGCUACGAAGAAGUUCUCGACGACCCGAAUGUUGAUGCAGUUUAUGUGCCUUUACCGACAAGCCUGCAUAUUAAAUGGGCUGUUCUUGCGGCCCAGAAAAAGAAGCAUUUGUUGUUGGAAAAGCCCGUCGGGUUGAAUGUUGAAGAAGUGGAUGUGAUAUUAGAGGCGUGUGAAUCUAAUGGGGUGCAGUUUAUGGAUGGUACUAUGUGGAUGCAUCAUCCGAGGACGGCUAAGAUGAGGGAAUUUCUUUCUGAUCCAAAGCAAUUUGGGGAACUUAAAUCGGUGAACACUUGUUUCACAUUUGCUGCUGAUCCCCACUUCCUUGAAAAUGACAUCCGUGUAAAACCGGAUCUCGAUGCUCUUGGUGCUCUUGGUGAUGUUGGGUGGUAUUGCAUUAGGGGAAUUCUAUGGGCUGCUGAUUUCGAGCUUCCUAAAUCAGUAAUUGCUUUACACAACCCUGUGUUCAAUAAGGCGGGAGUGAUUAUAUCAUGCGGUGCUUCUUUAACGUGGGAAGACGGGAAGGUGGGAACUUUCCACUGCUCUUUCCUAUCCAACUUGAGUAUGGAUUUAACUGCUGUUGGAACGAAGGGCACGUUGCACCUUCAUGACUUCAUUGUCCCUUACGAGGAGAAGAAAGCUUCGUUUGUCUCAGCAGUAGAAUCUGGAUUUAAGGAACUUGUAACGGGAUGGGAGCCAAAACCGAGUGAGCACACGGUGAUGACAGACCUUCCACAAGAAGCUCUCAUGGUGAGGGAAUUCUCUAGGCUGGUGGGAAGUAUUAAAAACGAAGGUGCAAAACCUGAGAAAAAGUGGCCAGCUCUUAGUAGGAAGACAACUCUGGUUUUGGAUGCUGUCAAGGCAUCGAUCAAAAAAGGUUUCGAAGCUGUGGAUAUUGUAAGUUGAUAAAUGUUGGUCACACAAAUUGGAUUCUUCUAUAAAUUGUUGUUAAGGUUUAAAUUGCAGUCUAGCUGCUUGAUUUGUAUGUUGAUGUAUCUGGUUUGACCGUCCUUCCAUGGCUGCAGCCAAUAAAUACUCUGGAACUUUGAUUAUGAACAUAAUCAGUGUGAACUUUUAGAA